Molecule: messenger RNA, 924 nt
Organism: Candoia aspera
Lineage: Eukaryota; Metazoa; Chordata; Lepidosauria; Squamata; Candoiidae
Gene: MRPL24
Product: mitochondrial ribosomal protein L24
Exons: 5
Coding region: 51-683 (210 amino acids)
Biological process (GO): translation
Cellular component (GO): ribosome; mitochondrion
Molecular function (GO): RNA binding; structural constituent of ribosome
Source: RefSeq, a predicted model, not a curated record
CUCCCUUGGGCGCCUGCUGCCCUCUCUCUGCCCCGUCCGUUGCAGGCACCAUGAAGCUCUCGCUGUUGCUGGCCAUGGCGGAGAAGUUCGCGCCCCCGUGGGCCUCCCGAUCCGGCCUGGCGCGGCCGGGGUCCGCCGCCGACCGGAGGGCGCAGAGGAGGAAGACCCCCGCGGGGCCCGUCCGGGAGGAGGACUGGAAGGUCUUCCGCGGGGACACGGUGCAGAUCCUGACCGGGAACGAGGCGGGCAAGCAAAGCCAGGUCACCAAGGUCGACAAGGAGCGCAACUCGGUGGUGCUGGAUCGCCUCAACCUGAGUUACCACUACGCAGAUAGCACCAAGGAAGGCCGGGUCAUGAUUGCCACAGAAAAGCCGCUGCCCUUGGAGGAUGUGGCCCUGGUUGACCCCACUGAUAGGCUGCCCACCAAAGUGCUCUGGCGCUACACGGAACAGGGCGAGCGCGUGCGGGUCUCCAUCCGGACGGGCAGAAUCAUCCCGAAACCUAUCGAGCAGAGAGAGGACGGCAUUGUUCCCGAGCUGUGGGUCGAUGGACCCAAGGACACCUCGACCAAGGAUGUCCUGGAGAAGACGUACACUCCCUCCUUGAAGACGUUCCAAGAGGAAAUUAUGGAGCUGAUGGGAAUUGUAGAGACACGUCGGCACAGGAAGUCCUACUGGUAUUAAGGCUUCUGCUUCUCCAAGGCCAGCCUCGCUUCCAACAGCCGUAUAAGAGAACCACCCCCCACCCAUGGCAGGGGUGCGAGCCUGCCUUGCUUUGGAGUGUCCUCCCUUCUCCAGGGAAGGGGAUGCAGCAGUGCAAUUAGCAGGAGUCGGAGGACCUCUGUGCACACGUGGGCGUUAAAGGGCCAUCUUUUAUCAAAGGCUAAGAGGCAAUCAACAAUAAAUAUCCCUUAUAGAAAAACAA